UCAAGUUGUGCAGGUGCUUCAAGAGUGAGGGAUCUUCCAUCAGAAGAAUUCUGCAGACAUGGAUUCGUGCUUGGGAGAUCAUCAGAAGCAGGUUUUGGGAACGAGAUGUACAAGAUCUUAAAUGCUGCAGCUUUGAGCAUGAUGCUGAAACGUUCAUUGAUCAUUUGUCAAACCAGGCAUAUAUACAACAUUGGUUCUUUCUCCAUCCUCCCCAUGAUCCUACAUUCUAGAGUCUCGUUUCAUUUUUCAGUAUGUGCAAACUUAGGUUGCUCAAAGUAUUAAAUUUUUUGGAGUCGAACAACUUCUUCAGGGGUAAAUAUCCUUUUGGGGACUACAUAACCUACUCCAAUCAAACCUUCACCAUGGAUGAAGUCCAGAAUCUGUGGAGGCAGAAUGGCUGUGUGGAAAAAUAUGGAAGACAGUUGGUUGUAAGGAUUGACGAGUUCCUGAAGCCGGCCAAAACCAACGUCCUCUGCAGCAAUUGGAGGAACUGGGAGCAGCCAAUAAUAUGGUUUCAGAACACAACCGAUGCCACUGCGAGCCAGUUCUUCCUGAAGAACGUGCACCCUGAGAUGAGAAGUGCUGCAGCUGAGUUAUUUGGACCUUCGGAGCAGCUCCAUUCUCGACCAAAUGUCUUCGGCGAGCUGAUGUCGUUUCUCAUAUCUCCGUCGCCAGAGGUGAAGGAGGCGGUGGACAUGGUGCUUGCUGGUGGCCCGGAUCCUGACAUCUCUUUGCAUAUGCGUAUGCUUAUGAAUAGGCCAGUGAGAGCAGUGCAGGCAGCACUGAACUGUGUCAGGAAAGCGAUGCAUAACCUGCCAAAUCAGCGCAAACGCAGGCUGGUUUUGGUUUCGGAUACACCGUCUGUUCUACAAAGCCUUAUUGACGACAUAAGUCGAUUCGCAGAGGUUGUUCAUUUCGAUUAUGAAAAGUUCCAAGGAAAUAUGCCCUCUAUUGACCAUGACGACGACCAGAACAUGAGUUUGAGAGUGAAGGAUUGGGGGCCGGCGCCGAGAUGGGUCGCGUUCGUUGAUUUCUUCCUCGCGGCGCGAGCUAAGCAUGCCGUCGUUUCUGGUGCUCACCGGCGGGUUGGUACGACUUAUGCUCAGCUGAUUGCAGCAUUUGCUGCAGCCAACCAGCUCGGGGAAAACAGAGCACAUCCGAGCUUCUCAUUCAUGAGCAGCUUCCAACGCACUCUGCUGUCUCACGGGUUGAGCCAUCAGAUCGGCUGGGGACAUGCUUGGAACAGGUUCGGAGGUCCGUUGAGCUGCCGGAACCAGACCAACCAUCAAUGUGCUUUCACGCCGCUUUCUCCUCCGGCUUGGUGGGACGGCCCGUGGCAGUCCCCUAUCGCACGGGAUGUUCGACGGCUGUCCAUGUACGGCGUCGGACUCUCUGGUUCCGGCGCCGUCGAUGAAGAUGGACUCGUGUCAUUUUGUGGUUCGAGGAAACCCACUGUGAGAACCCUUCUGCUUGUACAGUGAAUUCUGAAAAGGUCUAGCUGCUUCUCUAGAUCAAAUUGUUAUGGGUGAUGAUGGAAU
This is a messenger RNA of Linum tenue, 1538 nucleotides long. NCBI's taxonomy places the organism in Eukaryota, Viridiplantae, Streptophyta, Magnoliopsida, Malpighiales, Linaceae. The record is from the annotation of a GenBank genome assembly.